AAGAAAUAUUUUGUUUUGAAUUUUAGCUGUGGUGUUUUGAAAAAUGUUCGUGUGACAAUGUUUGUAAUUAUUGUUUGGAAACGUGCUUAUUAUUUUUUGAAUAAGAUAUGAAUAGUUAAAAUGUCUGACAUGUUAAAAAAGUAUUAUAUAUGGUGCAAUGAACCAUUGUUCGUGUUGCUAAAACAUCUACCAGAAAUUGUUGAGUAGUGUUUUGUGUACAACUACAAUUCAAAGAAGUUUGGACUACAAAUCACAAUGGGAAAUUGAAGCGACAGUAAGAUAAGAUGCCGGCGAUGCUGAAGAAACCGGAGCCCCUGAUCGGCGUCAUCGAUCAGGGGACGGAGCUGGCGCGCUUUGUGGUGUACGGGGCAGAGUCCAUGAAGGAGGUGGCGAGCCACACCAUCGACAUCAACCAGCGCAGUCCGCGCGAGGGCUGGGUGGAGCAGGACCCCAUGGAGCUGAUCGGCGCGGUGCAGGAGAGCAUCGCCUGGGCGCACGCCUCGCUCCAGCAGCAGGCCAUGGCUGCCGUGGCCGCCGUGGGGCUGACCAACCAGCGCGAGACCACCGUCGUGUGGGACCGCCUCACCGGGGAGCCGCUCUACAAUGCCAUCGUGUGGUCGGACAUCCGGACCGCCUCCACGGUGGACCUGAUCCUGGCCAAGGUGCCCAACAACAGCAAGAACUCGCUGAUGCCGCUGUGCGGGCUGCCCAUCAGCCCCUACUUCAGCGCGCUCAAGAUGCGCUGGCUGAUCGACAAUGUGCCGGCCGUGCGCAAGGCCAUCAAGGACCGGCGCUGCCUCUUCGGCACCGUCGACUCGUGGCUCGUCUGGAACUUGACCGGGGGCCACAACGGGGGCCUUCACGUCACGGACGUGACGAACGCCUCGCGCACCAUGCUCAUGAACAUCAACACACUCGAGUGGGACCCAGUCCUGUGCAGGUAUUUCGGCAUCCCCAUGGACCUCCUGCCCAAGAUCUGCAGUUCCUCCGAGGUGUACGGCUACAUCGUCGAGGGUCCUCUCAAGGACGUUCCUAUUUCCGGGAUCCUGGGCAACCAGCAGGCGGCGCUGGUCGGAGAGAUGUGCCUGGAGAAGGGGCAGGCCAAGAGCACGUACCGUGACGGCUGCUUCCUCAUCUACAACACCGGCACCACCCGGGUGCAGUCGACCCACGGUCUGGCCACGACCAUCGCUUACCAGCUGGGGCCGUCGCAGCCGCCCGUGUACGCGCUGGAGGGCUCGGUGGCGGUGGCCGGCUCGGCCAUGCGCUGGCUCUCGGGCAAGAUGAGGCUGCUGGACCACGAGUCGAGCGUGGAGGAGGAGGCGGCGGCCGUGAGCUCCACCGGUGACGUGUACUUCGUGCCGGCCUUCUCCGGCCUCUACGCCCCCUACUGGCGCAAGGACGCCCGCGGCAUCAUCUGCGGGCUGACGCAGUUCACGACGAAGCAGCACAUAAUCCGGGCGGCGCUGGAGGCGGUGUGCUUCCAGACGCGCGACAUCCUGGAGGCCAUGCACAAGGACUGCGGCAUCCCGCUGGCCAAGCUGCAGGUGGACGGGCCGCUCACCUCCAACAACCUGCUCAUGCAGAUGCAGGCCGACCUGUGCGGCAUUUCCGUGGAGCGGUCGUGGGUGGCGGACACACGGGCCGUCGGCGCGGCGUCCGUGGCCGGCAGCGCGGCGGGCAUCCGGGUGUGGAACGUGGACGAGCAGCGGAAGCAGUGCAUCGAGUGUGACGUGUUCCUGCCCACCACCACGGACGCAGAGCGAGACAGUCGCUACAACAAGUGGAAGAUGGCCGUGGCUCGCAGCCUGGGCUGGGUCGGCACCAAGAAGUCCGUGGCGAUGACAGACGAGCGGUACCGGCUGCUGGCCUCCAUCCCCGCCAGCUGGUUCCUCAUCGCCAGCUUCGGCAUGCUGGUGCUGUCGGGGCUGUCGAGGUGACGCCGGGGCUGACGGCUGCUCGGCUCCCGCUCCGCUCACAGAACACCUGAUUCGUCCGUUCAAGUGCAAAAACUCGUGUGUCUCUUUUAAAUAUACUGUAUUCACCAGAACGCCAGACUUGAAGCAACUUGCUGUUGAGUAUCUGAUUUUUUUUUGCCUAUCCUGUGCUGAGUUAUAUCAUGCACAUUUUAUUCAUUAACAUUGACAGUUACUUCAGCAUGAUGAAAUAAACCUCACAAUCACCUACAUGCAUUGAAAUCAACAUAUAUAUAUAUAUAAUGUUAAUAACUCCCAUAACAUAUUCACCGUACACCCACUUUCCCUCUGGCCUCCGGUCGUGUGUCUGGCGCCGACAGCAACAGCGGUCUUGUUGGAGAUGGACCGAGACUAAGCACAAGUAUUACAAGUGCUGUACAUCACGAGGCAAAAAUUAUGCAUUUAACGCAUCAAAUGUUACUUGUUAAUUUCUGGACCAGCAACUUGUCAGGGUGGCAGAAAAAAUCAGUAAAUUGAAAUAAAGGAUAGAAACAGCAAGUUGGUACUGCAUAUGAAUAUUCCUUAUUUAUUAAUUUAUAUUGAAAACUUUAGAAGUAGCAAGUAGAGGAGUGUUUGCUGCCGUGUUGUGAAUGUGGGAUGCAGAAUGCAUACAUAUACUUUUGGCCUUCUCUUAGAGUUCUUACCUAGGAUUGUUUUAAGCUGGAGCUUAGUAAUGUAGUUUUCUCUUUGUGUUUUUUGUGAAAAAAAUUUGUGCUCAGUAACAUGUUAAAAUGCAUUACAUGUUGCAUUAAUAAGGUAAUCUAUGACUGUAUAACUGAUGCUAAUGUUACCUAUAUUGGUUAGGAAUGCCAAAAACAUUAGUAGCAAUACACUUCUAGAUAUAUGUAGUAGCUGAGUAUGAAAGAGUGGUUAACAAGGCUUAAGUUUUAGUUUUAUUUAUUAGAUUUUUUUUAUGUAGGCCUAGUUUUGCAUUCAGCUUGUUGUGAAUUCUGGUAAGUACAGUAGGUAUUAGAUAUUACUGUAACUAGUUGACUAGUUGUGUUUAGAAUUAACCAAAUUGGGUAUUUAGGUUUCAUCUGUUUAAAAGUAUGUGCAUGCAUGUAUCAGUGUUAUACGCGACCGAGUUAAGACGUAUAACCAUGCAUCUUUCAAAGCUUCUUUGUUCCUUUAGCAUUAAAUCAUAAGUGUAUGAUUUUAGGUAUAGUUUCAAUUGAGUCAAGGUUGGCUGUAGAGUUAGCCAGUAAUUACUGGCUUACUUAACACAUCCUAAAAAUGUUUAGAUUUUAGGGCUAUGUUGGAAAAAAUAAAUAAAUGUGAUCUGAACUACAGUAAUCUUAAGUGUCCACUAAAAUGUAUCAACCAUACAUAUUAAGUUAAAAAUUAAAUUCUUGUUAACUUAGUCACAAUAUAUGUGUAUGCGAUUCUGCUUUAAUUUUCAAACUGUUAAUAAAAUAAAAAAAAUCUGUGGCAUAUAUAUAUAUCCUGUAUCUCAUCAUGAGGAUACAAUAUAUUAGUUAAUAUUUUUGUGUGCAAUAUUAUCUUUUCUUGUGACAUGGUAUCACUAUUCCUGAUAAGCUGCAACCAGACAGUAGGUUUGAGUACAUAGUCAGUAGUGGUACCGAUAUCAAAUAAAUUUAUUUAACCAUCCACAUCAGAAUAAUUUACUGUCUUUUUGGGGCUAUAACUAUCAAGAAUUCUUAUAUAUUCUUUUUAUAUAUAUAUAUAUAUAUAUAUAUAUAUAUAUAUAUAUAUAUAUAUAUAUAUAUAUAAACAGCAGUUCUUCAAUAAAACUAAGUUUUUAUGUAAGUAUUCCUGGUGUUGAGGGCAAAAGAGAAUGGCGUAAAUAGAUGAACAUAUGUGAGGAAAGAGAGUGAAUAGAACCUAUCUCUGCUGCAAUGCCAGCGACGGAGACCCCGGUAUGGGAACAACUCAAUUGAUGUACCUAUUUCAAAAGUGUUGUGAUUAAUGUGAAUGCACUGUGUUGUAAGGUUUACAAGUUGUUACCUAUGUAUAUUUAUAUAUUAGUUGUUUUAUUAUUGUACUUAAACUACAAUGCAUAGUGUACAUAGUCUGUGUGAAGUUACCUUCUUGUGUAACAGGGUAUUUGUUGUUUUGUUUGUGUUCUACAAAAAUGUUUUAAAUUUCGACAAGUGUGUGAUGAAACCGAUUGUUACUUUCCUGUUUGUUCCGCGCUCUAUUACAUCCGAGACUCAGGUCAUGUGAUUCGUUAUGUGGAAUGUGUAAGUAUAAGUUGUUUGUUCCACAGUGAAAAUAAAAAUAUUUGUUUAUGA
Molecule: messenger RNA, 4228 nt
Organism: Bacillus rossius redtenbacheri
Lineage: Eukaryota; Metazoa; Arthropoda; Insecta; Phasmatodea; Bacillidae
Gene: Gk2
Product: glycerol kinase 3
Exons: 12
Coding region: 285-1940 (551 amino acids)
Biological process (GO): glycerol-3-phosphate biosynthetic process; glycerol metabolic process; triglyceride metabolic process
Cellular component (GO): mitochondrion
Molecular function (GO): glycerol kinase activity
Source: RefSeq, a predicted model, not a curated record